Owenia fusiformis is the source of this 792-nucleotide messenger RNA. The record is from the annotation of a GenBank genome assembly. NCBI's taxonomy places the organism in Eukaryota, Metazoa, Annelida, Polychaeta, Sabellida, Oweniidae.
CAGGAAGUUAAAAUGUAGGAAAACCAUGUCUCCAGCAUCUUCUAUCUAUUAUACUGUAUAGCUAUGACUUGACUUACUUCAUUUAACAUUCAUCACUCAGGAAAAGAUGUCAGAGCAGAACGGACAUUUAAUAACUGUAGGCAAUAACAAAAAUCAACAAUGUCGCCAGAUUUCAUAUUUGAAAAACAAUGUUGUAAACAUCAAGCUUUGUGAUUCAGAGGGGGAUGCAAACACGGGCGAUGACUGCCCUGAGUGUACAUCUUCCCCUACAUCUGCCCCUACAUCACCGUACCUACCAAGACAGAGCAUAACUAGUAUUAUAACAUCUGGUGACAGAGUAGGUGUCAGAAAUCCAGCAUUGUCUAAGAUCAGUGUGAGUAAUGAGGAGGUAGCAGCUAUAGAUAAUGGUAGCACAACCAAUAUGCCGCCCCCUCUACUAAGGCGAGCUGUUUCCCUAGAGAAAAGAACUGAUUCUGAUGUGAUUAGUUCUGUUGACCCAAGGAAAGCUAAAUCAGUGCCUGUAUCACCAGAUGUCUCCGUGCGUGGGGUGACAUUCAGUGAUGGUGUUACUGUGAAUGGGGGACCUGUUAAUGAGGCACAUAUACAAAGAGAAGCCUCACACAAUAGCAUGAGUGCACAUGACAGUUUCAGAGCUUCAACAUUCAUUAAACAAAAUUUUGAUUUUCUCGAUGAAGAAGAUGAUGAUGAUAUAAGCAGUAGGGAUGGAAUAAUUGAUGAUCUCCAUGGUCCUGAUAAAGAUGUGAAUGAAAUUAUACAUACCAACAGCACCAU